This is a messenger RNA of Bombina bombina (fire-bellied toad), 3873 nucleotides long. It is a transcript of the gene CHERP, whose product is annotated as calcium homeostasis endoplasmic reticulum protein. Gene Ontology annotation, molecular function: RNA binding. The coding region runs from base 82 to 2943 and encodes 953 amino acids. The record is from RefSeq and is a predicted model, not a curated record. Lineage: Eukaryota; Metazoa; Chordata; Amphibia; Anura; Bombinatoridae. Gene Ontology annotation, biological process: intracellular calcium ion homeostasis; RNA processing. The transcript has 19 exons. Gene Ontology annotation, cellular component: perinuclear region of cytoplasm.
CCGGUUUCUCGCUGAACCUGUGCUGCACUUCGGUGUGAUUGUAUUGGCGGUUCUACUCGGUGCAGGCCGAAGACUGAUAAAAUGGAGGUUCCUCUACCCCCGGAUGACCAGGAACUACGGAAUGUCAUCGACAAGUUAGCGCAGUUUGUUGCCAGAAAUGGACCAGAAUUUGAGAAAAUGACCAUGGAGAAACAGAAGGACAACCCCAAAUUCUCUUUCCUGUUCGGAGGAGAAUUCUACAACUAUUACCAAUGUAAACUAGCAAUGGAACAACAGCAAUUUAUGUGCAAGCAAGUUGUGGAGAUGGAACCAAGCGUGCAGAUGACCACAAUUCCAACAAUCCCACCUCCAACUUUGACUCUUGCCCCAACGCUUGUGCCUCCACCACCACAAGGUGCGCCUCCUUUUGAGGAUCUCAUUCAACAAAGCCAGUGGAAUCUGCAGCAACAAGAACAACAACUUAUCAAUCUGAGACAGGAACAAGUCGCGGCGGCAAUAUCUCAUGCAGUAGAACAACAGAUGUUGAAGCUGCGAGAUGAAACUCAGCUGGACAUGAAUGAAUUUGAUAAUUUGCUGCAGCCUAUUAUUGAUACUUGCACAAAAGAUGCAAUUUCCGCUGGCAAGAAUUGGAUGUUUAGCAAUGCUAAGACUCCCCAACACUGUGAGCUGAUGUCUGGACAUCUCCGUAACCGUAUCACAGCAGAAGGAGCGCACUUUGAGCUUCGCCUACACCUGAUAUACCUGACCAAUGACGUGCUACACCACUGCCAGAGAAAGCAGGCUCGGGAACUGCUCGCUGCCAUUCAAAAAGUAGUGGUUCCCAUUUAUUGCACCAGCUUCCUAGCAGUUGAAGAGGAUAAGCAACAGAAGAUUGCACGGUUGCUUCAGCUGUGGGAGAAGAAUGGCUAUUUUGAUGAGGCCACAAUUCAGCAGUUGCAGAGUCCUGCACUUGGUCUUGGACAACACCAGGCUGCAUUGCUAGCUGAGUAUGCUACUGUUGUGCAGCCCGUACUAAUGGCUUUCCAGCAGCAGAUCCAGACCCUGAAAACUCAACAUGAAGAAUUUGUGGCCAGUAUAAAGCAACAACAACAACAGCAACAACAACAGCAACAACAACAACAGCAGCAGCAGCAGCAACAACAGCAGCAGCAACAAAUUCAGAUCCCAGUAAUGGAGCCCAUCCCAGAAGUAGUAGCUCCAGCACCAGCUCCUGCCCCUCCACCUGUCCAAGUGCCUCCACCAGAUGAUGUGAAGCCACCAAUGGGAAUGCCUACAUCAGCAGAAUAUGAGCCUCCGCCCACUAAUGUGCAAGACACCGCUAACGAAGUACCCCGGGGCAAUGUCCCUCUUGAACAGAUUCCACCAAACAAGCCUCCUUGGUUUGAUCAGCCACAGCCUAUGGCACCUUGGGGACAACAACAGCCUUGCGAGCAACCACCUUUUCCUCAUCACCCAGGCCCACCUCCCUGUCCACCGUGGAACAAUAGCCAUGAGGGCAUAUGGAAUGAGCAGAGGGACCCCAACUGGAAUAACCCACCUGAUCCUGCCUGGAACAACCAAAGGGAGCCCCCUUGGAAUAACCAAUUUGAAGCCCCCUGGGGUGAACAGCCACCCUGGGGAGGUGGGGGUCCAAGAGAUCCUCAUUUUCGCAUGCAGCGUCCCCCCCACUUCAGAGGACCUUUUCCCCCUCAUCAGCAGCACCCUCCCCAGUUCAACCAACCUCCUCACCCACACAAUUUCAACAGAUUCCCUCCUCGUUUCAUGCAAGAAGAAUUUCCCCCACACCACCCUUUUGAGAGGCCACCAUUCCCCCAUCGUUUUGAUUAUCCACAAGGAGAAUUUCCUGCAGACAUAGGCCCACCUCACCAUCACCAGGGUCACAGAAUGCCACAUCCCAAUAUGAAUGAGCACCCUCCAUGGGGCGGGCCACAGCACCAGGACUUUGGCCCACCUCCUCACGGAUUUAAUGGACAACCCCCUCAUAUGCGCAGACAGGGACCCCCACAUGUCAACCAUGAUGACCCCAGCCUGGUCCCCAAUGUACCUUACUUUGACCUUCCUGCUGGCUUGAUGGCUCCUUUGGUGAAGCUGGAAGACCAUGAAUACAAACCUCUUGAUCCCAAAGAUAUUCGCCUUCCUCCCCCAAUGCCACCUAGUGAGAGAUUACUGGCUGCUGUUGAAGCCUUUUACAGCCCACCCUCACAUGACAGACCACGGAACAGUGAAGGAUGGGAGCAGAAUGGUCUCUAUGAAUUUUUCCGAGCUAAAAUGAGGGCUCGCAGAAGGAAGGGGCAGGAAAAGAGAAACAGCAGGUCCUCAAGAUCCAACAGUAGAUCAAAAAGUCGUGGUAAUUCCUCUUCGCGGUCACGUUCCAGAUCUUCUAAAUCCUCACGAUCCUAUUCUGGGUCACGCUCAAGGUCUGGUUCUCGGUCCAGGUCCUACUCCCGUUCCAGAUCCAGGAGUGGAAGCCAGUCACGGUCAUCCCGCAGCAGAUCACGGUCAAGAUCUAGGUCCAAAUCUAUUUCGCCUGGAAGGAGGCGUAGAUCUAGAUCUCGCAGUGCAUCCCCAGUUUCUGCUUCUGGAUUAGGCUCUGGCUCCGGAGGAGGUAAUGUGCCUACUAUCCGCUUAGGAGAGGAGAAUAAGGGGCACCAGAUGCUGGUAAAGAUGGGAUGGAGUGGGGCUGGAGGACUUGGAGCCAAUGAACAAGGAAUCCAAGAUCCCAUUAAAGGUGGUGACGUUCGAGACAAGUGGGACCAGUACAAAGGUGUAGGUGUCUCCCUAGAUGAUCCAUAUGAGAAUUACCGCAGGAACAAAAGUUACUCCUUCAUUGCCCGCAUGAAAGCCAGGGAUGAGAACUUUAAAGCAGGAGGACCAUUUCCCCCUGGUUCAGGUCCUCAAGGCAAUGUGAAACGAGAGGGACCAGAACCUCCAGUAGAGGAUUGAAUUGACACAGUCUAAUGAUCAUUGUCACAUUUGUUAUGGUGACUGUAAUAUGUUCAAGUCAGAAGACCACAGCAAAUUCUGCGUUGAGUGUUGCUGGCUCAUAUGGUAGCGAAAGUAUUUAAUAUCUGGAUAUCUGUUCCGUUCUAGUAUCCUCUGGUAACGGAGGAUGUCCAGGGUCUACUGAACUCCUUAUUCCUUUAUUAGGUUGAAAUAUCUUCUGUAUUAAAGGACAACCCUUCUGAGGUUGAAUUGAUCCAUCCUGUAAAAUAAGAUUGGGAUCUUGUUUUGUUUUAAAUUAAUUUGUAUUUUGAUAGGUGCAGUGGGUCACCAUCAUAUUUUAGUAAGCUCUACUUGCAAUCUUGGGACUUGAAAAAUACCAGAAGCAGUUACUCAUCAGCCACAGGGUAACAGAUCAUUAAAGUCCACUUCAAAGUUAUAAGGAAAGGUUGUGCUUUCAGCAAUAGAUUCUCACAAUGCAUUUCAUGUUCUGCAAAGUAUUGUGGGUUAAAUAUUUGACUGCUAAGCUCCCUAAGCUUCUGCUUCAGUCACAGACUUUUUGCUCCACAAUACCUGCAAAUAUCUUGUGUAUAUUUCAAGACCUAAUUAAAAGUAUAGUAUUUUGCUUCUAUUGUGUUGUGAAAAGAAACAUCUGAAAACCCAUGUAUUGUAUUUUAUUUUAGGGAAAGUAUUUGGAAGGGGUGAGAUGGUGAAGAUACAGUAUGUACCAUAUUAGAUUUCUAAUGCAGUAAGAUGUGCACUGCUGUGAAAAUAGGGCUCAUAAAGAUUCUCUUUUUGUCCUCAAGUUCGUUAUAUGGCUGUGUCUUUAGUUUCAUUUUAUGUACCAAUGGAAGAUUUGAUUUAACACUUCUGUUUGUAUGUGACCAUACCUCGUUCUCUAACACUUUUGUAAAAUAAAACUUCAAAAGAUAA